UCCAUCGACAGAGUGAGAGCUCCAAUCUGUUUCAUUUCCUCACCCUCUCUUUGUGAUUGACACCGGCGAUGGUGAAUGAGCCUUACUCCUCCUCCUCCGUUCAAGUAGCUAUGUGGAUGUUUAAGAAAUCUCCCUCCCUUAAAUUUUUUCUUCAAUUUCUCCAGAACCAAUUAGGAGGCAGAGAGUGAGCUUGGUCUUUCAUUCUCCGUGCUUCCUUCUCUGCCCUUUUUCUUGUUCACUGCUGCCAACCAUGAGAGUACAAGAGUUCUAUUCCUUCAUCUUCAUCCGAGUAGCAGAGGGAGGGUGCGUCGAUCUACUCUGCAUAUUCUCCUUCAUCUCUUUUUCUCCUUUUGUUUUUUUCCUUCUGUCGCUGGCAAGUGUGAGUGGAGGAGCAACAACUCAGCUCGUCGUCAUUACAGACUUCUAUUUUAUCUUUCCCUUGCUUCACGAUGCUGCCUUAAGAUUAAAAAGUUAUGGAUAAAGAAUGGAUGUCUGCCAAUCGAUUAAAUAAAGAGUAUUUGAAUGGUGUGAAAGAGUUUAUGAGGUUUGCUCUUGAGCAUGUAAAAGACCCUAGAAGAAUAGUGUGUCCUUGUGUAAGAUGUGGUCUUUUGAAGCAAAUUAGUGCAUCUGAGUUGGAAGACCAUUUAGUGUGCUAUGGAAUUGAUGAAAAUUACAAGUGUUGGCAUAAGCAUGGAGAGACUAGAGAGGAUGAGUUUACUAGUAAUUGGGAGUAUAAAGGAAACGUUGAAUCAAAUGAUUAUGACACAGAUACUUAUAAGGGUGAUUGUCUUGAAGAGAUGGCCAAUGCAAUUGAAAGGGAACUUGAGGAUUGUCUUGAAAUGUUAGAGAUGUUGAAAAGUGAUGUAGAGAAACCCUUGUACGCUAGUUGCACUGAAUUCACAAAGUUAUCGGCGAUGCUGAAAUUGUACAACUUGAAAGUGAGCAAUGGAUGGAGUGAUAAGAGCUUCACAGAAAAUCUUACACUUAUAAAACAACUUCUACUUGCGAACAAUGAGCUUCCAAGGAUUAUGUAUGAGGUAAAACAAAUGCUACGCUCAAUUGGCAUGAGUUAUAAGAAAAUACACGCCUAUCCUAAUGAUUGCAUAUUAUUUAAAAAUGAAUAUGCAUCAUUAAUGAAAUGUCCAAAAUGUAAUGCCAUGCGCUACAAAGAGAAUGGGAAGAGUCCAAAGAAGGCGUUAUGGUACUUUUCCAUUGUACCUAGAUUUAGAUGGUUGUACAGUAGUGCAGAGGAUGCAAAAAAUUUGACAUGGCAUGGGGAUGAACGGAUCAAAGAUGGGAAGCUUCGACAUCCAGCUAACUCUUCUCAAUGGAAAAAAAUUGAUCUUGAUUAUCCUGACUUUGGAGUAGAAGAUAGAAACCUUCGCCUCAUAUUAUCUACUGAUGGAAUGAAUCCACAUGGGUUUCAAAGUAACAGUCAUAGUACAUGGCCAGUUAUUUUGGUACAACUUACCUCCAUGGUUAUGUAUGAAGCAAAAAUAUAUGAUGCUAUCUAUUCUAAUUUCGGGGCCAAAACAGCCGGGAAAUGA
Molecule: messenger RNA, 1547 nt
Organism: Prosopis cineraria
Lineage: Eukaryota; Viridiplantae; Streptophyta; Magnoliopsida; Fabales; Fabaceae
Exons: 2
Coding region: 474-1547 (357 amino acids)
Source: RefSeq, a predicted model, not a curated record